CGUUUCAUUCAUAAAAGCGACAGUGACCAUGUAAACAAAAUAAAUUCGUAAGUAUUCUUAUCGAAAACGAAGGUUCUACUGAUAAAAUCCAGUGAGGAUUCGUUAAAUCCGAAGUGAUCCUACGAUUUCAGAAUAACGAAGGUUUGUUUAAAAAAAAAUGUACAAUGAAAUUACAUUUUUAGUGAUAAUAAUAUACGUAUUGGCGGAGCUGAAAGGUAUUGAUUGUUCUGUUGGCGAUACUUAUCCAACAUAUCGGUCGUGUGUGACAGAAUGCACGAAAAGCACCUGUGAAAGUGAUGGUAUCAGCUAUGUAUCUACCAUACGGAUUAAAUGGUACUUGAGGCUGUUAUGGAACUGUCGCGAUAAUUGCGAGUAUGAAUGUAUAUGGCCCAUGGUUAGAAUUUGUUUGAAGAAAGGAUGGGAAAUUCCUCAAUUUAGUGGAAAAUGGCCAUUUAUACGAUGGUUAGGGAUGCAGGAACCAGCAUCGGUGAUAUUUUCCAUUCUAAACUUAAUCAGUAGCAUUUAUAUGUACAAUCAGUUUCGUAAAGCGGUCCGAACUCCAUUCACUAUGUACUGGAUUUGGACGGUAUACGCUGGUGUCUCUUCAAAUGCGUGGAUUUGGUCUGUGGUGUUUCACAUUCGUGAUAUUCCAUUUACAGAACGUAUGGAUUAUAUCAGUGCAUCAACAUUGGUAUAUUAUACGUUUUACGCGUUUGGUUACAGGAUGAUUAUUUUUCAAAAACUGUUUACCAAAGUUCUAUUUGUGUGUGGCUGCUUAUUUUUUUUCGUACAACAUACAUUGCAUUUAAUCAUGAAACCUUUCGACUAUCAUUAUAAUUUCGACACGCUAGUAUUUGUCGGAAUAUUAACAGGUGUAACGACCUUACUAUGGUGCCUUUGGAAUUGGAAUAUUAUAAGUCAUGUAAAAUACGCCACGAUUUAUGUAUCCUUAACCACCAUUGUAGCUUUACUGGAAGUUUUUGAUUUUCCUCCAGUUUUAUGGGUAUUUGAUGCGCAUUCCAUGUGGCAUUUAGCUACCGUACCAUUACCUUAUUUUAUAUACAAGUUUGCAAUUGAAGAUUGUCGAUAUUUACGAAGACAUACUCAUAGAUCAACUGUGGCCACAGUUGGAAGGUCAUAACUACGGCCAUUCGGUGCUUAAACUUGGAUUACGAAGCUGGUUGUUGAAAGAAAAAAUAAUAGAGUUGAAUUCUGUGAUAAAUAAAGGUGAUUUUGGAUAAAAGUUCAUGAGGAAAAAGUUAAUCUGAAUUUAUCUGGCACCAAAUUUUCUAAAACAAAAAACUACUUACUUGAUUUUGUAUAUGUACUUUGUAUAGUGUAGGUACUAUGUAUUUAUUCUCAAUGAUCAAUUAUUAACUAUGAUACUCUAGUGUUUUUUUGCGCUCAUGACAUUUUUUGCAUUGAAUUUUAUACUAAUGCCGAACUUAUCGAAAAUUCAUUUCGUUUUUUGUAUGAUGUAAAAUUGCUAUUUUUUUAUCAUUAUUACCUUUUCAUUUUUUUCGACCAUUCUUAUGUUUUCAAUUUUUAAAACGUAGUGUUACCAAAGCAGUGCUGAUCAUAAGAACUUUUUUUUUCUGAUGUUCUUUAGAUGUUAUAACUUAUUCGCUUGACGUUGUUAUUUAUGAAUGAGAUAUGAUUUCAAAUCAUAUUUUUUAUUACCAGUUUUGUUUAAGCUCAGUUAUUAUCAUUAUUAGUAAAUUUUUGUUAUGUUCAACUUGGUUAUUCAGGUUUCGAAAAUAUUUUAAACUCAAACGUUCUAAUUUAUGUUCAUUUUGUUUUAUAUUUUUUUUAAAUGACUCAUAUAACUUUGGGUAGCUUAAAAUAAUUCUGAAAAAUUUUCCAUUAAUGAUGAAGCUUCAUUUUGCAAUAUGAAAAUAAUACUUGUAUGUGUAAUCAGUACCUAGCCUACAGAUGAACAUGAACUUGAAGGUUUAAAACGAUCUCUGUUUCCUCUCUGGAACAGUCUUUUUAUUGCAAAUGAAAACGUGUUAUUAGUACUCUUUAUUUAUUAUUUUUAACUAUUAAUACUUUCAUAAAAAUGAACAAAUGUGAUAUGUUUAUAGCAUCCCUGAUGUUGCAGCGUUUUAUUGAAUUUUUAUUGCAUUUCUUGUUGUUUUAAUUAAAUUCAUAUAAUUUUUUGAAUGAUCUCGAGUAUGAAAAAAUGUUUUCAUUUUAGGUAUUUUGAAAGAGUUGUCAUUCAAUUUUUUCAAAUUUUGAAAAAUCUGCAGCAUUUAUUUUAAAUUAUUCAAACUUUUUAGCUGAUUUUUUUGUGCUUUAUUAUUGUAAUAAAGAAUUUUCUAGCUACCUAAA
Molecule: messenger RNA, 2331 nt
Organism: Planococcus citri (citrus mealybug)
Lineage: Eukaryota; Metazoa; Arthropoda; Insecta; Hemiptera; Pseudococcidae
Gene: PGAP3
Product: Per1-like protein PGAP3
Exons: 7
Coding region: 158-1141 (327 amino acids)
Biological process (GO): GPI anchor biosynthetic process
Cellular component (GO): endoplasmic reticulum membrane
Molecular function (GO): hydrolase activity, acting on ester bonds
Source: RefSeq, a predicted model, not a curated record